Gavialis gangeticus (Gharial) is the source of this 1067-nucleotide messenger RNA. RefSeq names its product olfactory receptor 5V1-like. Gene Ontology annotation, biological process: G protein-coupled receptor signaling pathway. The coding region runs from base 15 to 1049 and encodes 344 amino acids. Gene Ontology annotation, molecular function: G protein-coupled receptor activity; odorant binding; olfactory receptor activity. The transcript has a single exon. Gene Ontology annotation, cellular component: membrane. The record is from RefSeq and is a predicted model, not a curated record. Lineage: Eukaryota; Metazoa; Chordata; Crocodylia; Gavialidae.
AAGCCACUGAGCAAAUGGGAAAUCAAACACUGAUAACAGAAUUCAUUUUCCUGGGCUUUUCGAACCACCCUGAACUUCAGAUGUUAUUCUUCCUGGUGUUCCUGGUCAUCUACAUGGUAACCCUGCUGGGGAAUGCUCUGAUCUUAACUCUCAUUAAGACUGAUCCAAGCCUUCAAAAGCCCAUGUAUUUUUUUCUUAGUAACUUGUCUUUCUUAGACAUUUGCUACACAUCUGCCACAAUCCCAGUCAUGCUGGUAAACUUCUUCCGAAGCAGGAAAACCAUCUCCUAUGCUGGGUGCAUUACACAACUCUUUUUCCUCAUUACCUGUGCUGGCACAGAAUGUGUCCUGUUAGCAGUCAUGGCUUAUGACAGAUAUGUAGCUAUCUGCAGCCCCUUGCAUUACCUGAGUGUUGUGAGCAGGCGGGUUUCUGUGCAGCUGGCUGGGUUUUCAUGGUUGUGUGGCUUGGUGAAUUCUCUGGUUCACACACUCUUUGCCUCUACCCUAGCUAUAUGCAAAUCCAAUCAACUCAGCCAUUUUUUCUGUGAUGUCCCACUACUGCUGAAGCUCUCUUGCUCAGAGACUUACAUCAAUGAAACUGUGCUUCACCUGGCUAGCGCCUUGAUUGGCUUGAGUCCCUGCCUCUUCACUCUGGUCUCAUAUGUCUGCAUUGUUGGUGCCAUCCUGAAGAUACGCUCAACUAAGGGCAGAUUUAAGGCUUUCUCCACCUGUACUUCGCAUCUGACUGUGGUCAUCGUAUUCUACGGCACUGCCAACUUCAAUUAUAAUCGGCCCAGCUCAGGCUACUCCCUGGAUGUGGAUACCUUGGUUUCAUCCUUGUAUUGUAUUGUAACACCCAUGUUAAACCCACUUAUCUACAGUUUAAGGAAUAAAGAGGUAAAGGAUGCAUUGAAAAGGAUGGGCAGAAAAUAUUUUCCUUCAGUGCCAGAGCCCAGCAAUAGACAGGGGACUUCAGUACCAUUGCGAAUAGAGAACAUCUGUAUAAACUCAGUGUCAGGACAUGAUCAGAGCAUGUUAAACCUACAGUGACAUUACCAUUUUUCUGAC